Molecule: messenger RNA, 810 nt
Organism: Aspergillus puulaauensis
Lineage: Eukaryota; Fungi; Ascomycota; Eurotiomycetes; Eurotiales; Aspergillaceae
Product: gamma-glutamylcyclotransferase family protein
Exons: 1
Coding region: 1-810 (269 amino acids)
Source: RefSeq, a predicted model, not a curated record
AUGGAUCUUCUACAUGAGCUUGAAAAUCUGGCAGUUAUCGCCGAGGAUAACAAGAACCACGAGGGUCCAUUCCAGGAACUCCUCCAGGAGGCAAAGCCUAAAAGUUUCUGUCCAGGCGUCCAGGCGCAGCUGCACCUGCAACCACAGGACCUGAAGUCCACAUACCUCGUCAAGCUGGACGGCCCAUUAGGGACUGCGUCCAGGGUCCAAGAGCUUGCCCAGAUGCUCCAUCUCCCCCAGCAAGUGGAGGGGUCCGGAGACGUCUCUGGAGAAGCGUCAUUCUGUUUUGUCAACGGGGUUGAAAAACGUGCAAUAAUAAGAGCACUUUCCAACAACUCCUUCACCCCAACAUUCAUCCACAUUAACAAGGCAGAAAAGGGCCUCUCAAGAGACAGCGCAGCACCGUGCCUCGGAUACGACGCGACACUUCCUCACCACCGCGUCACAGAGCUUGUCCAUGACUUCCUCCCAGCCCAGAACCAGUACCCGGUCUGGUACUUCUUUUAUGGGACACUGGCAAACCCGGACCUACUCGUUGAGAAGCUUGGGCUUUGCGUCCGUCCCAGCCUCCGACCUGCCACUGUCGACGGGGCCAACAUUCGAACUUGGGGCGGCAAGUACAAGGCUCUGGUGGAUGGUGAUAGCUUAGUGACGGGGUGGGCUUACGAAGUUACCUCUGAAGGACACGAAGAUGCGCUUCGAUACUACGAGACCAGUCAAUAUGAGGUCGUACGAUGUGUUAUCUCGAUGAAAGACACCAACGAGCGUGUUUGGGGGCUCACUUUCCGAUUCAUCGGUGCUUGCGACUGA